AUGGGAACCUUAGAAAUGGAGGAGAUGAUUAACAAAUUCAAUGUUCUCACCGACAAGCCUGUCAAGUAUUUAACAGUGCAGGAUGAUAUUAAAGAAGAAAAAGAGGACGAAUCUAUGGAUGGUGAAAAUCACUCACAGUCGGAUGAUGAGAAAUCUAGAAAAGAUCAGUCAACUUCAGAUGAUGAUGUGCAUCCCAAAAAACAUAUAGAUGUUACAAAGAAACAAAAGAAAAAUACAAAAAAAACAAAGGAGGAAAAGAGUGAUAUUAAGAAAAAGGAAGACAGUGAUGAAGAAUCUAUAGACAUGUUUGAGGAUAUUGAUGAUGUGGUAUCAGCUGAUGAGGAAAGUAAUGAAAAGGACAUGAUGUACUCAGACUUUUUCAAUGGUGAUGCUGAUGAUGAUAACGAAGAAACAGAUGAAAAUAGUUCGGAAAAAGAGACAGUAGAGAAACCUAACAAAAGUGAUAAAAAAGUCAGGUUUGCGGCACAAGAUGAACUGGAAAGUGAUUCUGGGGAUGAUGCUGUUAGUGAAGAAGUUGAUGAAUUAAAAAAUAAAUUCAAUGAUGAAGAGAAAAAAUCCGAAUUUGAAAAAAGGCAGGAGCGAUUGAAGCAACAAAUAUCUAAACUAGAAGAAAAAACUUUAAAGGAAGCACCAUGGCAAUUGAAAGGGGAAGUAGAUGCAUCCACCAGACCGCAAAACUCAUUGCUACAAGAAGUUGUUGACUUUGAUUUGACCACUCGGCCACCGCCAAUCAUAACAGAGCAGACAACAUACACAUUAGAAGAUAUAAUUAUGCGUAGAGUCAAGGACAAAGCAUGGGAUGAUGUUGUGAAAAAAGAAAAACCAGUGGAUGAUCAACUUGCUUUCCGUAAACCAGAAGUGUUAGAUCAUUCAAAGAGUAAAUUAAGUUUGGCCCAAGUUUAUGAAGCCGAGUAUUUGAAACAGAAGCAAGCAUUAACUGGUGACAAUGAAGAUGAGAAAGAACCAGAGGCUCAUACAGAAUUAAGAAAUGCUAUGAGUCAACUUUUCUCAAAGCUUGAUGCCCUAUGUCAUUAUCAUUACACUCCUAAACCUCCGCAAGCAGAAGUUAAAAUUGUCAGCAAUACUCCUGCCAUUUCUAUGGAAGAAGUUGCUCCUGUUGCCACUAGUGAUGCUGCUUUGCUGGCACCAGAGGAGGUUAAGAAGAAACGCAGAGGAGAGUUGUUAAGCAAGGAAGAGAGAACACAAACAGAUAAAAAACGCGAAAGGAGAAAGAAAAAGAAGCUGCAAAGGCUUAAGGGUAAUAUGACAAAGGUUACAGAACAGAGGAAUACAAAGAAAGCCACUGAGGCCACUGACAAGUCGCUAAAGACAUCUAAGGCAUUCUUCCAACAACUCAAUGAUAAUUCAACUAGCAUUAUAAAAUUAAAGCGUAAGAAUAAGGGUCAA
Iphiclides podalirius (scarce swallowtail) is the source of this 1428-nucleotide messenger RNA. The record is from the annotation of a GenBank genome assembly. Lineage: Eukaryota; Metazoa; Arthropoda; Insecta; Lepidoptera; Papilionidae.